Carassius auratus (goldfish) is the source of this 4426-nucleotide messenger RNA. RefSeq lists its product as uncharacterized. Gene Ontology annotation, biological process: DNA integration. The record is from RefSeq and is a predicted model, not a curated record. The transcript has a single exon. The coding region runs from base 170 to 4108 and encodes 1312 amino acids. Gene Ontology annotation, molecular function: nucleic acid binding. Lineage: Eukaryota; Metazoa; Chordata; Actinopteri; Cypriniformes; Cyprinidae.
UUUUGUACUGAUACUGACUAUAGUAACAGUUAACCAAGAGAGGGCGCCAUUUAGCUACAUUGCAUUAUGUUGUUUGUUAACAGAUGUGAAGCAAUAAAGCACUCUUGAGAAUGGCAGUCUGUGUGAGAAGUACAGUCAAAACAUGGUACCAGGAGUUAACUCGUAAAAAAUGAGUGUAAUGAAUAAUAUACGCCCACCGGACGAGUUGAAGUUGACGGGUAACGUCCAUGCGAACUGGAAAGCCUUUAGACAGAGUUUUGAGCUUUAUUUGUUAGCUAUUGGACUCGAUGAAAGAAACGAUCGACGGAAGAUAGCUUUGCUGCUAACUGUAGCUGGUCGGGCUGCAUUAGAUGUGUACAACACGUUCGUCUUUUCGGAGGAGGAAAGAGACACACUGCCCGCAGUACUGAGCAAGUUUGAAGAUUACUGCACGCCGAGGAAGAACGAAACAUAUGAACGGUAUGUCUUCAGGAACAGAAUGCAAAAAGAGACUGAAUCAAUAGAACAGUAUGUGACAGACUUGCGCCUUAAGAGUCAAUCCUGCAAUUUCGGCACACUGUGCAAUUCAAUGAUACGAGAUCAAAUUGUAAUAGGAGUGCAAGACAAAAGAGUAAGGAUGCUGUUACUAAAAGAAACAGAACUUACCAUUGAAAAGGCAGUUGGGAUAUGUCAAGCUGCAGAAAGUGCAAAGAUACAACUGAAGUCGUUUGAAAACGAAAGUGAAAUUGCUGCUGUUGAUACAGUGCAAAAGCAAAAGAAAAGAUUUGAUAAGCGACAAACACAGAAAUACAAAGUGAAACCUCAGGGCAGAGACUGUCAGAGAUGUGGAGGUAAACAUGCUCCAAAAGAAUGUCCAGCUUAUGGCAAAGAAUGUCGAAAGUGUGGAGGAAAAAAUCACUUUGCAAGGUCCUGUCUCACAAAGAAAAAAGUGCAUGCAGUCGGACAGAAACAAGAGGAAAGUGAUAGUGAGGACGAAGAACCACUGUAUGUUGAUGCAGCAAUCCUGUCUGAUAAGGACUGUAGCAAUGAUGAAUGGAUAGCACCUUUGAUGGUGGAUGGUGUGACGGUGCCAAUGAAAAUUGACACAGGUGCACAAGUAAAUGUCAUGCCGAGGAAAUAUUAUAACAGGAUGAACAAAAAGCCAAAAGUGAGACCCAAAAAAUUGGACUUGAGAGCAUUUAACGAUCAGCCGAUUCCACAUAUGGGUGUUUUCAGAGCGAGUCUUUCAGGAGAAGGACGCACCAUAAAUGCACUGUUUGUUCUGGUGGAGGAGGACAGGCAGCCGAUUUUAGGUCUGAAAGCAAGUGAAGGACUUGGGCUUAUAAAGAGGGUCCAUGUCAUUGAUAGCGCUCUAGUGACCACUAGAGGUGCAGCACAUAGCAAAAGAAAAGAGAUAUGUGCAGAUUCUACCUCAGAGAUAGUGAGAGAGUACAAAGAUGUAUUCCAGGGUAUCGGUUGCUUACCUAAUCAGUACAAAAUUCGGCUGAAGGAAAAUGCAGAACCAGUUAUCCAUGCAGCAAGAAAAGUGCCAAUAGCCCUGAAAGAAAGACUGAGAAAAGAACUGAAUACCUUGAUAGACAAAGGGAUUGUAAGAAAAGUAGAAGAACCUACUGACUGGGUAAAUUCUCUUGUCAUUGUGGAAAAAAAGAAUGGUGAUCUGAGACUUUGUAUCGAUCCAAGAGAUCUGAAUAAAUGGAUCAAAAGAGAGCACUAUAAGUUGCCAACUAAAUCAGACAUCACAAGCACAAUGGCUGGAGCACAGCUCUUUUCCAAGCUGGAUGCAUCAUCAGGGUUCUACCAAGUUAAACUGGAUGAGGAAAGUGCAACACUGUGCACAUUUAACACUCCCUUUGGUAGACAUUGUUUCCUACGUAUGCCUUUUGGAAUUGCCUCAGCACCAGAGGUUUUUCAUAGAAUUGUGCAGCAAAUAUUCGAUGGAAUGGAAGGUGUGGGAGUUUUCCUGGAUGAUGUAGUCGUAUGGGGUGCUACAAGGGCAGAACAUGACGAGCGACUGAGAAAGGUGAUGGCACAAGCACGAAAAACAGGAAUGAAACUGAACAAACAAAAGUGUCAGUUUGGGGUGAGAGACAUUACUUACCUAGGAGACAGACUAUCUGCUGCUGGGAUACAACCAGACCCCGAAAAAGUAAAGGCUAUAAAAGAAAUGCCACAACCCAAAGACAAGACUGAGCUGCAACGUGCAUUAGGCUUAGUCAAUUAUGUGGGAAGAUUUAUUCCAAAUCUGUCGGCCAACACAAAGACAUUGCGAAGUUUGCUGGAAAGUGGAACUGAGUGGCGGUGGGAGCAUGAACAUGUGACUGAAUGGGACAUGCUCAAGAACAGCCUAGUUAAAGAACCAGUGCUAAAAUUUUUUGAUCCUGAGCUUCCAGUGAAAGUAUCUACAGAUGCUUCAAAGGAUGGACUUGGAGCAGUUCUGCUUCAGAAACAUGACACAGCAUGGUUUCCAGUGGCAUAUGCAUCACGUACGAUGACAGAGGCAGAAAGAAACUAUGCACAAAUUGAAAAAGAGACAUUAGGAGCAGUUUUUGGAUGUGAAAAAUUCCAUGAAUACAUUUAUGGAAGAGAAGUGGUACUUGAAACUGAUCAUAAACCGCUAAUAGCGAUCUCAACAAAGGCACUAGGAGAUGCUCCUCCUCGCAUCCAACGGUUAAUGCUCCGUCUCCAGAAAUACAGCCUGACGUUCGAGUUCACACCAGGGAAGCACCUGGUAAUGGCAGAUGCACUCAGUAGAGCAUCUUUGACCCAUACAGGAUCAAGUAACACAGAACAUGAAGUGCAGGUUCAUGUUGACUGCAUUCAGAAACACAUACCAGUGUCUGAGGAGAAAUGGAGACAGAUUGCUAAAGCAACGGCAGAGGACAGUGAGCUACAAGCUGUAAUUGGAAAAAUCCACAUGCCAAAUGACCAAAAGUUGUCAAAUCCAUAUCAGAGCUUUAAAGAAGAGCUUUCAGUCGUGCAAGGGGUGCUCCUGAGAGGUAAACGGAUUGUCAUACCUAACUCCAUGCGCUCACAAAUGGCAAAACUCACGCAUGAAGGGCACUUAGGCAUUGAAAAAUGCAAGAGACGUGCAAGAGUUUUGAUGUACUGGCCACACAUGAACAGGGACAUAGAAGUACUGGUGCAGCACUGCGAGACAUGUCAGCGGCACAGGUACCAGCAAGCAAAAGAACCCCUUAUGGCCCAUAAUAAACCAGAGGAACCAUGGAGAAAAGUCGGAACGGACUUAUUUCACCUAGCAGGGAGAGACUACCUGGUCAUCAUGGACUAUAAGUCAAAUUACCCUGAACUGGCGAUGCUGACUAACACAACAGCACAGCAGGUGAUAAAACACACUAAAGCCAUCUUUGCGCGACAUGGAAUUCCGGUGACCGUGGUGAGUGACAACGGACCACAGUUCAGUAGUCAGGACUACAGAGACUUUGCAGAGACUUAUGGGUUUGAACAUGUAACAUCAAGUCCCCUGUACCCGCAGUCAAACGGCUUGGCUGAAAAAGGAGUACAGAUUGUCAAGCGUCUUCUAAAGAAAGCUGCUGAAACUGGAGAGGAUCCAUAUCUAGCACUGCUAAACUACAGAGCAUCACCUCUUGAAUGUGGACGGUCUCCAGGUGAAAUUCUCAUGAACAGGAAGCUGAGAACACGGCUACCCUCAGCAGAACACCUGCUUCAGAAAAGACAUGGAGAGUAUGCAAAGACAAACAGCCAGAGCAGAGCUUAUGACAAGAAUGCCAAACAGUUAUGCCGACUGGAACAAAAGGACAUGGUACGUGUCAGAUGUGAUGGAAAAUGGGGACCGGUUGCAGAGGUUAUCAAAGAGACUACACCAAGAUCCUACGAGGUACUUACAGAGUAUGGUAACACACUGCGAAGAAAUCGUCGUCACCUGCUGAAAGUGCCAAGCACCUGUAUGGAAAAUACAGAUACAGUAAUCUCUGAUGGACUGAUAGAGCAAGCACAAGUAGAAAAAGACUCACCUAGCUCUACAACCAUCACUGGGAACAUUGCAGAACCCUUACCUUCCACUGAAACAGGUGGGGGAAGACCACGUCGUCAUGCAGUGAAACCAAAGAGACUGAUAGAAGAGUGUUAAGUUAUGUUGGUAAAACAUAGUAUUUACUAUGUAUUGUUGAAUAUGCAACAAGUUUUUUGCAGUUAAUGUUUAAUAUACGGCAAGAUAGUGUUGAUUUUGAUUUAAUAUAUAAUUUUUUUUUUCUUCUUCUUCUUUUGUUAUAAGGAGAAAGUAUUGUUAAGUUGUUGUUAAAAAAAAAAAAAAAAGAAAAAAAAAAAAAGGGAGAUGUACUGAUACUGACUAUAGUAACAGUUAACCAAGAGAGGGCGCCAUUUAGCUACAUUGCAUUAUGUUGUUUGUUAACAGAUGUGAAGCAAUAAAGCACUCUUGAGAAUGGCA